CACACACGAUUGGUCAUUGUUCUUUCUACAUAUGAUAGUAACAGAUCCUUUAAACAAAAUGAUUGCUGUUCAGUCAAUACCUAAUUCAUUCAAUGGAUUUGAAAUGGGGUUGAGUAAUAUUAAUAAGGAAGAAAUAUUUACAACACAGCCACAAGCAUUGUCUAUUGUCGAGUUCAGACAUACAAAGAUCGAACAUGCUACAGAAGUUUCACUGAUUGACCAUAGCAGUGCUAUGUAUUUCAGACUGUUGAUUAAGAAGUAUAAAAAACACAUGGGAGAGGAGAUGGGGUCACAUAGUGUCUGUUCCGGCGGUUUGCAACAGUACUUGAUAAAGCAGCGACACUGUCAGGUGCAACUAAAAGAAGACCAAGAAGACAAGAGUCAACAGCAGUCUGGAUUUGAGUGCUUACCAGUAGAUGUAAGGCUUCACAUAUUUUCCUACCUAACUGCCACAGAACUAUGCAGAGCCUCUACUGUCUGUCGCAGUUGGUAUGACAUCACAGAAGACAAUCUUCUUUGGGCCAGACUGUUAGCUCAGGACAUUCACCAGUGGGAUGUUAUUGGUCACAAUACAAAUCCUGCCAUCUACAAAGAAGUUGAAUCAGAGUGGUCCAAUAAAGAAAUAUAUCUGAGGUGCUCUCCUGGAGUAAAGAAGCUUAUGCAUCAGAACAAUGCCAUGUUCAGCAACGUAACAAGCAUGUUACGGUACCUUUUCCCAAAGAAGACACCAAUGUUUGCCAUGUUUGGACCAGGCCUGGAAAGUCACACUAGCGGCAUAGUUCGACAGCUUAUACAUGAGUCAGACUUCACGAAAAUGGCAAUGUUUCCAGGCAAAUUUGAUGGUGUUGGAGGUGGCAUCACUUUGAAGAGUCCGGGAGGAGCUCUCUUACAUCUGUCUGUGUUAUACUCUAAUACUGAGAAAGAGCGGGAAAAGGUAUACAACGUCCGCCAACACAAAAUGAUGCGGGUGAAGGAAGACGCCUCAGGCAACGACAAGUAUGAAAUGAUGCCUGCUGUGCAAGAUUUCUGCGAGACUGUUGAUGGAUUCAUCUAUGUGGUUGACGCAUCUGCUGAGUGUCCUGCUGUUGAAUCUGGCUUGAGUGAGCUCCUUGCAAUGGUGAAUGAGCGUUGGUCUGCUACCCAUGUCCCUGUGCUUGUCCUUUCCACCACACCUGAGCAGACCACACCACGCAUAUCCUGUUUCGAGGUUGUAGAGAGACUGGCGUUAUCAAAACUGAACAGACCUUGGCAGGUCUGGAAUUGCUCCAUAGAAAAUCUCAGUGGGGUGGAAGAUGGGCUCACAUGGCUGACCGAGCAGACUCGACGCAAGUACUAAGACCGCCAUUCUACCGGCUCUUUGAGCUAGCACUGACAAAAUUAUACCAGAGAUUCAAUGAAUACUGGUUCCAAACAUGGACAAUAGACAAGUAGCCUGUGAUCAAUAGUAAAUAAUUAUGCGCAUAAUUAAACGUGCUCGGGCGAAUGUGUACAAUGUUCUCUUUGCAAUUAGAGCAUAAAAUAUAAGAAUAUGGGUAUGCCUGGAAAACUGCAAGUUUCGAUGGUUUUUAUUGUUGUUGUUUUUUAUAUCAUGUGCCAAUUUAAAUUGUUACAGAUUUAAUAUCCAUUGAAAAACUGAAAUCUUUUGUUCAUUUACACAGCCCCAGACGAAUGAUCUUUUAGUUUUCAAGAUGGUAAUAAAAUGUAUUUGUUUGUUCUAUUGUGGUAACAGUUUUUACAUGUGUACAUUUAAUGUGUAUCCCUGAACAAGUUCUACUAAAAAUACUCAUGAAAACAGAUAUAAAUGUUUAGUAUAUAUUGCAUUUUAAAUAUUAAUUAAACAUUGAUGUAAAAGAAUGUAAUAGAAUUAAUUGCUGAUCAUGCAUAGUUGCUAUCCAUUCAAAUAAUAAAAUGAAAACAAAUUGUUCAUGUCAUGUUUAGUUAAAUGAUUUGUAAAAAAAAUACA
Messenger RNA from Dreissena polymorpha, 1963 nucleotides. RefSeq names its product F-box only protein 4-like. NCBI's taxonomy places the organism in Eukaryota, Metazoa, Mollusca, Bivalvia, Myida, Dreissenidae. Gene Ontology annotation, cellular component: SCF ubiquitin ligase complex. Gene Ontology annotation, molecular function: protein binding; GTP binding; GTPase activity. Bases 32 to 1336 code for a protein of 434 amino acids. The transcript is spliced from 6 exons. The record is from RefSeq and is a predicted model, not a curated record. Gene Ontology annotation, biological process: SCF-dependent proteasomal ubiquitin-dependent protein catabolic process; protein polyubiquitination.